UAACGGGGCCUGGCAUGCCAUCCCCGGCACCGGCCACUCAAAAUCCCCAGACUUUCCAGACCCAAAAUCCCACCUCCCUCCUCCGAUCCCCCUCUUCUUCCACUCGUUCCGUUUCUUGCGACCGAGGGGAUCGUCGAUCGAUCGAUGGCAACAAUGGGCGUGGGCGGAGCGGUGAAGAUGAUGAUCGGGGCGAAGGAGGAGCGGGUGGUGGGCACGGGCAAGGCGCCCGGCGCGUGCCCGUCCUGCGGCGGCCCGGUGGUGGCGACCGACGUGGAGAGCGAGCGGCGCAUCCUGUGUCUCCCGCUGUGCCUCAAGAACAAGCGCAAGUACUCUUGCACCAGGUGCUUCCGCCGCCUCGUCACCGUCUACAGCUAGCUCGGGCUUCUUCUAUUACCGAUCCAUCCAUGGUGACGUACGGAGGGAAUCAGAUAAUCCGCUCGAGUUCUUUGGUUCUUCUCGGCCCUAGAGUAGCUUGCUAGCCUGGCUAAUGUAAUGUAAUGGUGAUUCUGUGUUGAUUCCUCUAGUUUCCUAGUAGCUAAUUUGGUGAAGCGCUGGAAAACUGGCACUCUGCUGUAUCUUGCAGUAAGCUCUCUGUCAAUGGUUCCGCUUUAAUGCACCGGCCUGUAUUGGAAAUCUCUA
This is a messenger RNA of Triticum aestivum (bread wheat), 639 nucleotides long. RefSeq lists its product as uncharacterized. The transcript has a single exon. Bases 145 to 375 code for a protein of 76 amino acids. Lineage: Eukaryota; Viridiplantae; Streptophyta; Magnoliopsida; Poales; Poaceae. The record is from RefSeq and is a predicted model, not a curated record.